Myripristis murdjan (pinecone soldierfish) is the source of this 1595-nucleotide messenger RNA. RefSeq names its product 5-hydroxytryptamine receptor 3A-like. The transcript has 9 exons. Bases 89 to 1366 code for a protein of 425 amino acids. Gene Ontology annotation, cellular component: membrane. Gene Ontology annotation, molecular function: extracellular ligand-gated monoatomic ion channel activity; transmembrane signaling receptor activity. Gene Ontology annotation, biological process: monoatomic ion transmembrane transport. The record is from RefSeq and is a predicted model, not a curated record. NCBI's taxonomy places the organism in Eukaryota, Metazoa, Chordata, Actinopteri, Holocentriformes, Holocentridae.
UGGCAAACUUCAUACUUCACGUCUGCAGUUGUAUGCCAUCCAUUCAGUUUAUCUAACUUUUAACGUGAAAACAGAAACAUUUGCAGGAAUGUUAAGACGUCUUAGUCACAGUCUAAUGAAGAUUGUCUUCUUACUGGGUUCACUAAAAGGGUGUGCACAUGCAACUUCCUCCAACUGCACAACUCGCCGAUGUCUGGCUGAAAAGCUGAUUAGCAACAACUUAACGUCACAGCCUCAGAAUGAAAACUGCACUCAGAGGGUCUUUGUGCCAUUCAUUGAGUACCAAACUCUGUCUGUUGACACAAAGAAGCUCCGCUUUUACAGUCGUCUGCAAGCCAAGAUUGUAUGGACAGAUCCCCAGCUGGCUUGGAACACAUCAGUCUAUCCACAUGAGAAGGUGGUCCUGCCCGUUAAAAAAAUCUGGACCCCAGAACUCCGUAUUACUAAUGCAGUCACUACCACGAUGACACACAGCUCCCGUGAUCUGCUGGUACACAGCAAUGGCACCGUUCAUCACAAUGUGAUCAUAAAUGCAGAGAUGGAUUGUGAAAUCAGGAUGUUCAACUAUCCCUUUGCUACUGAUGAAUGCCCUGUUGCAAUCCAAGCCUGGGCCCUUGAUGGAUGUGGUAUGAAGCUGGAAAUGGGCAAUCUGUGGAUGAUUGACAGUAACCAUGGAGACUGGCGUACUGAGGAGGCAUCCCUCUUAAAAGAAGAUGGUAGAGAUGAUCGCAAUUAUAUUCUGGUGACCUUGAGCCUCAGAUGGCUCAACCCCUUUACAACAUUAAUCCUGCCGAGCAUUUUAAUCAUCGUGGCUGAUGUGGUCAGUUUUGCCCUGCCGCUCGGAGGUGGUGAGCGCAACUCUUUCAAGGUCACUCUGCUGCUCAGCUUCACCAUGUUCCUCAUCAUCCUCAAUGAUCAGCUCCCCGGAGACAGCCAGUGCAGCCCCAUCAUCCGAACCCACUUCUGUGUUUGUCUGGUCCUCUUGCUGGUGACCCUGCUGCUGUCCAUGCUGUUUACACGGUUGGCUCAUGAUGCUGGGUUCCUCUGCUGCUCCAGAUCCAAAACGUCAUCUCCAUCAAACACGGCUGACAAAGAGGAGAAAGGAGAUGAAGAAUCCAAAACAGACAUUAGUGUCAUCCACCUGCAAGCGGAGGAGCAGACCAAAAUGCUCCUAAAGGUGGUCAACUUCCUGGAGGAUCUUAAUGCCAAGGAACUGGAAAAUCAGAAAUGCCAGGACCUUGCUAACAAACUGGACAAGAUCUGUUUCUGGCUCUAUGUCUGUGUCUGCAUGAUCUACUUUUCCACCAUGACUUAUAUGAUCAUCAACUAUCAAUGUGAAGUUAACCAUUUUGAUUUCUGGUACUAAUAAAACUAGAUAACUUUGCCAUAUAUAUAGUAGUGAACCGCUUUACUGUAACGUACUCUAAGCUGCUUAAAGUUGUAAAGUUGUAAAAAGUUUUCGGUCACUGGUAGCAGCAGUAGUGCACAACGUUGUUUGGUAAGGGAGGGAUAGGACCUCAUCAUAGGCGCGGGAAGUGGGGGUGCUGGGGGUGGCAGCUUGUGUAAUUUGCUUUCUUUCAGACCGCGAGAAAUUC